Messenger RNA from Oikopleura dioica, 2913 nucleotides. The record is from the annotation of a GenBank genome assembly. NCBI's taxonomy places the organism in Eukaryota, Metazoa, Chordata, Appendicularia, Copelata, Oikopleuridae.
AUGAAGCUAGGAGUGUGGCUAAUGACCGCCACGGUCGCUAAUGGCGAGAGCAGUCGCGGCCCGGAAUUCAAAGAUGUGGACCCUACUUCGCGCUCGGGAUUCGUCAACCCGAUGUUUUCAAUCCAGGCGGCUUUGUCGAAGAUUAAAAACGGUUUUAACCGACCCCAAUUCGUCGAAUAUCAGAGAGAACAUGAGCAACUCUACAAAGAAGUCAGCAGCAGUCAAACUAGAAGCGAUCCGGAGUUCAUCAUGGCACAAGCAGCUGAGCUUGACAGGAAAUUUCGAUCUGAGCCGGAAGGAAAGACAAUUUCAAAGUUUCCAUCGAUGGAUGGAAGCGGCAACGAUCUAACUGGACAGAAACGAGGACAAGUCGGUGAUGGAUACUCUCGACUAGUCCCGGCCGAGUACUGCGUCGUUGAUAAGAAAGGAAAUCCAUCUACCGCUGUCCAAGGCGAGCCCCGAUGCAUUAGCGACUUGUCUUCAGUUGGUAACUACGUUGCUCUUCCGAACGAGCGAGAGAUUUCCCUUCUCUUGGCGGCGACUAACGAUAACGGCGGAGAAGUAACAAUGGAUGAAAAGCGCACGAUGGUCGGUCCUCUCUGGGGACAGUUUGUCACUCACGACAUCAUCCAGACUCCAGACGUUCCAGAUCCAAGAGAGUGUGCCUGCGAGGGCACCGACGAUAUUUGCAAAGCAGUCGAGAUUCCACUUGACGAUCCUAUCUUCACGGAUAGGGACAUUGCUGAAUGCAUGAUCAUCAAACGAUCAGCACCGCAUAUCUCUUCAGAAGGUGCCUUUGUCCGAGAACAGAUGAACCAAAAGUCGGCCUUCAUGGACUUGUCACAAGUUUACGGUUCAACGGAAUUCGAGCUCUCGCAGCUUAGAGACGAUGACGGCAUGCAUCUCAAGUCUCGCCGCGGAAUGCUUGGAGGGCCACAUGGAAAUCAAGGCACGGGAGAUCUACUUGCUUUCACUCAGGACUCGUCAUUUCUCAAUUUCACCCAGCAAUUCGUCCAACACAGCACUUUCAACGACGACAACUUCAAGGACUUCAUCGCUGGUGACAACCGAGUAGAAGAGAACCCUUAUCUCGCCUCUUUCACGACUAUCUUCAUGCGAUACCACAACAACCUCGUCGAUCAACUGAGCGCUCUCAGAGAUGACUGGAGCAACGAAGACGUCUUCCAAGUCGCCAGAUUGAUCACCAUCAGUGUCUACAAAAACAUUCACUACAAAGAAGCUCUUCGAAGCAUGCUUGGAGAUAACAUGAGUCAAGUUGCCGAUUUAAAAUUCAAAAGCGAUACGAAAUCGAGCUCUUCCCGAUCAAUGCAGCGAAUGGAACUGACCGAAGCCGAAUGGGACCAGGGAAAACGACCCUGGAAUCCAUUCCAAACCAGACCCGACAAGAAACGAGUCAAGGCCUGGCGAAUGCGACAAGAACAGGAAAGAUUGGCUGAAGCUGAAGGAUUCGCUAGACGACAAAGAAUGUCAGAACAUCAACCUCCACCAAAGUCGGAGCCAUCAAUCCGAAACGAAUUCGCUGCGGCCGGAUACCGAAUGCACGGUCAAGUUUCAUCCCUAAUGAAGGCGAUGGACCACGCUUGGAAUCCAAUCAGCCACGCUCACGCUGACGAAGCUCACCCGGUUGGUGAACUCAACGAUGAGGAGCAGGCCAAGCUCGCGGCAAAUCCCGGAUCCAGUCUUUUGAAGUUCAACUUCUUCGAUCCUGAGUGGGUCCACCGAAAAGGACCUGGAGGAUGUCUCCGAGGAGCCAUGAAGAUGAAUCAGCUUCGAAUGGAUGGAACCUUUUCUAAAGAUCUUGCUCACAAUCUCUUCAAGCCUCACAAUGCAGCUCAUGGAGUGGACUUGGCCGCCAUCAACAUUGCUCGUGGCCGAGAGCAUGGGAUCGGAUCUUACGGAGCAAUCAAGACCUUCUGCAAAAGUCACGCCGUCUACACGAAGUUCUACAAAAACAUGCAGUCUGACGAGAAUCUUUUCCACUCAAAAGAGCAAAUCAACACCGUUAGAGAUUUUUAUAUUGCAAAGAAUCUGGUCCCCGCAGGUAAGACCCAGGACGAUUAUAUAGAUAUGUACGUUGGCAUGCAACUGGAGAAGCAUAUGCCAGGAGGAACCGUUGGCCCAACCGCUGGAUGCGUUAUUGCCGAGCAAUUUGUCGCGCUCAAGGAGGGCGAUCGAUUCUGGUUUGAGAACUUUGGCGUUUUCAGCGUCGAACAGAUGCUGAAUAUCAAGGAACAAACGCUGGCAUCCGUUUCUUGCUCCACAUUUGAAGCGCGAAAUGGAGCGUCUAUGCUCGACACGGAUCUGAUGGCUAUUAAUCCCUUCCACGUCUCCACAGCAACGGAAAACGUCGCCCCUUGCUCCUCCUUCCCCGGUCUAAACAUCGAUCUUUGGAAAAAAGAUGACCCCGAGAGCGAGCCCGUGCAUACUGCCUGUAAAUUCAACAACAGAGCCAAGGCACUCGAUUGCUCUGGACUCAACUGGGACGAUGAUGACAUCAAGAACUACCUGAAUUCCGUAUCAAAGAGUGGCAAGUGGCCCUUCCAAGGAAGAAAGGACCUCAUCGAGUUCAAAGCAAUCAAACUCGUCCAGCGAAUCACUUUCGCCAACAACAAAAUUACCCAGCUACCACUCAUCGAAAGACUUUGCCAGUUCGCCAAACCUAAGCUUCUCGAAGUUGAUGUCAGUGGCAACCCCGACCUUCAGUUGGAUCCUUCUGCCGUCAGCAAGUUCACCAACUAUCCACUCCUCGGCCACAUCAACUUCGGCGACAAUGGCUUCGAAUGUGUCCCUGUCUUCGUCCUUUCGAAGCUUUCCGACAAUUUAAGUAAGAAAAAUCGUCAAAUAUUCUUUUCGUCUAAGGCGAAGCUCCCUCUCCGAGUUAUGAAAUUCUAA